GUCCCCAAGCAAGAAGAACAUGUUCUCUUCUCCGCCCUUUUCUCUUCUACAGUAUCUGUUACCUCAGUCAGAUUGAAGAUGCACAUAUGUGGGGAAGAUAAUCGACUUCCAGCCUCCUUCAUGUAAUCUCUUCCUGAUUUAGGAAUCUCUAACCCACUACCGGAACGUUAAGCGGCUUCUCCGCUUUCCUGCCGUGAGAAACUCGAGGUGACAACCUCCGCUUCCGGUUGGUUCCGGUUGCAGAGUUGAGUGUCCUGAGAGGUCAGAUUGAUUUCAGGGACAAUAAUUAAAAAUUGGUUGAAAAACACUGCCUUAGAAGCUGCCUGUAUGUUUCUGUGAUUCCAUCUCCUCCACCAAGAGACAUGGCCCAUGGACAUGGACAUGAACAUGGACACCAUAAAAUGGAACUUCCAGAUUAUAGACAAUGGAAGAUAGAAGGGACACCAUUAGAAGAUAUCCAGAAGAAGCUGGCUGCAAAAGGGCUAAGGGAUCCAUGGGGCCGCAAUGAAGCUUGGAGAUACAUGGGCGGCUUUGCAAAGAGUGUUUCCAUUUUUGAUGUAUUCUUUAAAGGAUUCAAAUGGGGAUUUGCUGCAUUUGUGGUAGCUGUAGGAGCUGAAUAUUUCCUGAAUUCCCUGAAUAAAGAUAAGAAGCAUCACUGAAGAUAAUACCUAGAAGUAUCAUAGUGGUUUCUUAACUCUCCAAAAUAAGAUUUCUUCACUAUAACCUACUCGUCUGGUUUGUCCCUUACAGAAUAUUAGUAAGAUUUAAUAAAGUAAAAUAAAAUAUAUAUAUGCCAA
Chlorocebus sabaeus (green monkey) is the source of this 797-nucleotide messenger RNA. It is a transcript of the gene NDUFB3, whose product is annotated as NADH:ubiquinone oxidoreductase subunit B3. Gene Ontology annotation, cellular component: mitochondrion; respiratory chain complex I. The record is from RefSeq and is a predicted model, not a curated record. Gene Ontology annotation, biological process: electron transport chain; mitochondrial respiratory chain complex I assembly. Lineage: Eukaryota; Metazoa; Chordata; Mammalia; Primates; Cercopithecidae.